This is a messenger RNA of Armigeres subalbatus, 16713 nucleotides long. It is a transcript of the gene Gyf, whose product is annotated as GIGYF family protein Gyf. Bases 519 to 5870 code for a protein of 1783 amino acids. NCBI's taxonomy places the organism in Eukaryota, Metazoa, Arthropoda, Insecta, Diptera, Culicidae. The record is from RefSeq and is a predicted model, not a curated record. Gene Ontology annotation, cellular component: cytosol. Gene Ontology annotation, molecular function: protein binding. The transcript is spliced from 9 exons.
UUUUUGUUGUCUCUCAAACACGCAGGCGGCGGUAUUUUUGCUCUCGGGGUUUAAUCCGAUGAAAUAUUAUUGCGAGUUUUUUGGUAGUGCGACAUAUUAAACGGGUGCAAUUUCGUGCGGAAAGUGUUCUCCAACGAGCGGUGCAUCGUUUACGUGUGGAAUUCAGAUUCCCGGCUGAGGGUGUUCGAUUCGUUUCUAACCGGAUUUCUCUGGGGUCCGGGUGGAAUUAUCUUCAGUAGAAGAAAGGAAACCGUUUGCGGCUUCGAUUGGGUUUAAGCUAAGAUAGCGUCUAGCAUCUUGGUGCGGGACAUUCAUUGUGUCGUCGUUUCUUGUGAUAGUCCCGGGUGUGGCCUGAAGCGCAAUACAGAAUCUUCUCUGCGGAGUCUGCGAGUUGAACCUCGGAACAGACAUCGAGGCCCGGGUUGAAGGUAGGGGUGUCAGCUCCUGACAUAGAAAAAGAAGAGCCAUCUUAAGAUCCUUGGAAGAGGCAAGUCGAAGCAUACGACAGCAGUAGCAACAUGGGUGACACUAUCCACUUUGGACCUGCGUGGUUGCGCAAAGUUGCUGCAUUCGAUAGUAACGCGAUGAGCAGCAUUGGUGGACCUCCCCACAGUGUUAACAACAACAAUAUAGGUAGUAGCAACAGCUCCAGCACCAGCAAUAAUCAGAUCAACAGUAACAACAAUAACAACAGCAGUAGCUCCGGUUCAGCUGGGGGCGGUGGCGGUGGCAGCUAUUCGGCGACUCUUACGGCUGUCAAUGCAGCAACAACAGCAGCAGCACUUGCCGCAGCAGUCACCACGACUACCCGUUACGCACUGGCCGAGUUCCGGUAUGGGCGGGAGGAAAUGUUGGCACUAUUCGACGUGAAAGCGGUCAAAACGCCAGAGAUACUGGUCAGCUUCAAAAAUUUGUAUGUUGACAAGGUGCAGUGUCCCCUGGCGUUGACCCCUUGCACCGACGAUGAUGUGGUACCGGAACCAGAUACCAGGCGUAUAUGGCAGACAAGGAGUACUUCAUUGGGCGUGCCAGGACGUGGCGCUCGUGGUGGUUCUGUUGAUCGGGGAAGGGGUCGUGGUAGAGGCAUCUAUCUCGGCUACCAGCGGUCAACCUCUUUCUACGACGACGAAUCCAGGAGCGUGGGAAGAGGUGAACGACCAUGGCUGGAACGCAACGGUACCGGAGGUCCCCUCGGUGGCAGCGGAGGAACCGGCGGUGGCGAAGUGGAUUGGAACAAUACUUCGUCAUCGCCCCGGAAGGAGUUCGGGGUACGGCCACGGACGACCAACAUGGAAAGUUGGCGCCGGGCUCGCCCGGAUGACGAACCUAGCGCAACGGACUGGCGCAGUGGUAAUCUGAACACCAGUGGUGGCAGCAGUGGUUUGUCCGGCACGGGCAUGCGGGAUAAGUGGUCUCGUUCUACCAGCUGGCGUGAUGAGGAUAGUGGAACCAACGAUUUAGGUCGAACUGGAAUAAGCAGCCUUCAUCCAUCAACUAGUAGCGAACGGAUUAUUCCGAGCUCGGGAGCGUACAAGCCUCGGUUAUCGGCGCUGAGUGGAGGCACUGGGGAUUUGAGCACCAGCGGUGGAACUGGUCCUAUGAGUGCAUUACGACGUAACUGGGAUACGGAAGAUCAACUUCCUGAAUGGGCAACGGAGAAUCCUUCAGACUAUGGAGGAAGCUUCGAUGCCAGUGGGGCGUUCCAUGAUUCCGAUAACGACGUCGAUGGUCGACUAGACGACGACGGAAACAAGGAAAACUAUGUGAACAGAAAGGAAGGCUCUUCGGGAAGUUCCAGGAGAAGUGCAUCGUCGAAGGAAGGUAGUGCCAGCAAAGAACCAACCCCGAAUCAUUUGAUGGAAAAAACUGAAUUGGCGGAAGAACCCCAGAAAGCCAGUGUGAAUGAGGAGCAAAAGGUGCUGGAACAAAAAGAGGCAGCUGAAUCUAAUAAACCGAUGGAGGACAGCUCAAGUGGAAAAGGCAUGUCGUCUACUAAAGAGUCUGUUAGUCCCCAUCCUUCAUCGGUGGACACUCCAAAGAUAACACAAGAAGUGGCGGCUGAAAUCGAGACCCAUAAAACGGCCGCCAAUAGCAAUAGUAGUACUGUUGAAGUAAGUACAGAAGCUAGCGAGAGUCCAAGUAGAGGUCGUGAAACGCAGUCUAGAGAUGUGCCGAAGAAAUCUGCUUCCAGUUCAAGUGUUGACCGGAUGCAAGAGGUGGCCGAUGAUAUGGUUGCUCAGUUAAUUAUGGACGAUGAGUACACGGGCGCAGGAGAUACGGACCCCAGUCCGGUAUCCAGGUCGUUGGACAAAUCGCCUGUUCUUGGUGCUCAAAUUCCAAUGAACAUACUACUGACUAAGGAGCCUGUAGCCAUGCAACAGUUAUUCGGAAGUAGUAGUUCAAGUAGUGGCAAUCGUAACAUACUGCUUUCCAUGGAUCGGUUGCAUGGCGUAGGUGCUCAGAUGCCUCCAAUCCAUCAAACCGGGACGGAUAUUUGGUACUACAGGGAUCCGCAAGGAAAAGUUCAAGGUCCUUUUCCAGCAUCAGAGAUGACCGAAUGGUACAGGGCCGGUUAUUUUGAUGACUCGCUCUCUGUGCGUCGUUCAUGCGAUGAAAUUUACACGACCCUCGGACAACUUGUAGCUCUCUGUGGCGGUGCCAUUCCAUUUUUGAACUCAAUGAGUAUACCACCGAUUAAGAGUAGUAGUAUUAACUCAAAACAACAGCAUCAGCAGCCCCAGCCUCAGCCACCCCAAGCUCCCACUAGCUCAUUCCAACAACAGAAACCUGCCUCCACGUUACAGCAUCUGCAGCAACAAGCUCCACCUCUCGAGACGGAUCUGACGGCUCAGCUGCAGUUCACUAAAAAGCUCCAUAUGUUGCGUCAACAGAGCCUGAUAAUGCAAAAGCUGAGUUCGGCCGAUGGCUGGACUUUGCUCUCUCAGGAACAGCAGAAUGCAAUUAUUGCCCAGCAUAUGGCUCAACUGCAGCUGAACGACAGUAUGUUGAUAUCUCCCUCGCUUCCGACGCCUACCAGCUCAUCGAAUCCGCCGAAUCCGGCAAGUAUUUUCGGGGGUGUCGUCCCACCGCAGGAUUCGCUAGUCAAUCUCAAACAGGCGCAGCAGCAACAGCAGCAUCAAGUACAGCAGGUUCAAGCACAGCAACAACAGCCGCAACCUGGGCAGCAUCCGGUGUUGGAGCAGCUGCAGAAAACGAGUAGUCUCAGUAAUGCGUUCCAAAAAAUGCACGACUUCGGACAGCCACAGCCUGCGCGACAAAUGCUGGGGAAUUUAAACGUAGAUCCCACUGCCGGUCAUGAUCAUUUGGGGCAACUGAUUCACAACAUUAACUUUAAUCAUCAACCUCCAGUACAAAACCUUCCACUUGGCUCCAAUAUGUUGUUGAAGCAUAACCUCAUAGGUAACCUGACACCGCAGCAGCAACAACAACAGCAGCAGCAACAACAGUCGCAGCCAUCCCAACAAUCCCAAGCACCAAAACCGAAUAUAGAAAACGAUCCAAUUCAAUCACUGCUCAUGCAACUAUCGAUGCAUAAACAACAGCAGCAGCAACAACAACAACAGCCGCCACAGCCAUCUAAAACACCAGUGGAAUUGAUGUCUCCGUGGUUACAAACGCAAACAAUGCCACCACAGCAACCCCAGCAACCAGCGUUACGCUCGUUGAGUAGCGGUUGGGGAGAUCUCCCCCCUACGAGUGCUUCUUUUGGUUCGCUUUUGCAGCAAACUGCUUCGCAACCGCAGCAUUUAGGGGGUCAUCCGCUGGUGAAUGCAAGCUCUGCUAACGAACCUCAGGCUCCAUCAGUUGUUUCGUUGUUCAAACAUCAUCAACAAACUGAAAAGCAGAAUCAAGAGAAACUGGUUUCCGAACCACACCAACAGCAACAGCAACAUUUGCAACAGCAACAGCAGCAGCAGUUACAACACCAACAACAAAUGCAACAGCAGCAUCAACAACAACAAAGUCAGCAUCAUAAUCAUCAGCUGCAUCAGCAACAGCAGCAACAACCGCAAGCAACAAAUCAUCAGCAGCAACAACAGCACUUUGAACGUACUCAUCAAAAGCAACAGCAUCAGCAAGUUGAAAAUUCUGUUACACAACAACAGCAGCAGAUUUUGCAACAACAACAACAACAACAGCAACAACAGCAGCAGCAGCAACAAUAUGCCCAGAAGCCAUCGAAGGAUGAUAGGAAAGAGCAAGAGCUCCACGCUCAGCAGCAAGUCCAACAACAGCUGCAGCAACGGCAUUUCCAACCACCUGCCAAACAAGAAAAGCAACAAUCAAAGCCUGCUCAACAGAAGGCAGUUAAUAAUGUUGAUGUCGAAGAACCACCAGUUCACCAACAACAACAACAACAACAACAGCCACAACAGCAACAAGCUGUAAAGUUUCCCCAACAGAAGGGUAACAAGAAACAACAGCAGUCCAACCAACAGCAUAAGCACCAUGUUGAUGAUGAUCAGGGUGAAUUCAUCAACAUGAAGAAAGAGAUGGAGGAGAAAAAACGCCAGAAAGAGUUGAAAAAGCAACAACAGGAGGAACUUAAACGCAAGCAGGUCGAGGAAAAGAAGAAGCAAGAAGAGGUGGACGCCCAAAAGAAGGCCAAGCUUCUCGAGGUUCAACGGCGCGAAGCGAUUAAGAUUCAAGAGCAACAGCAACCACGUCCGGUUACGAAGGUAGCUCCGUGGUCCGCUUCGGUUGCCGAAACGGUCAACAGCGGGCCAAGCCUGGACGAAAUUCAAAAAGCCGAACGCGAACGGCGUGCCGCUUUGGUCCGCCAUGAACAGUCUCUCCGCGAACAACAACAUCAGCAAGAGAUUCUCGAGCUCCAGUCCCAUCUAGAUAGCAAGCUCAAGUGGAAUGCCCAAAACUUGAUACCACAAAAUGUGAAAUCCCUGGCGGAAAUUCAAGCUGAGGAAGCCGCAGCUGCGGAUCGCGCUCGAGAAAAGAAUGCCGCUGCGCUAACUGCGGCUUCGAUUGCUGCAUCCGCUGCGAAGGCUGCCAAAAAGGAAGAAAUACUCGGAACGGCCGUUUGGCAGAGCCAAGGCAGCGUUCUGACCUGGAACACAACUAAACUGUGGACCAAUUCCGGUGACGAACAGAACAGUCUCAGCUCUGGUGGUUUCUGGGAAGAACCGAACCCUUCGAACAAAAACGGUCGUCAGAAGCAGAACCACCAGCAAGCUGCCCAACAGCAGCAAGCCCAAAGUCAGAAGCAAAUGCUGAGCAAGAGCAAGACUAUGGGCAGUAUCUCGACUGCUUCGUCAUCGAAUGCCGUAGCUGCAGCCAAGCAACAGCAGCAGAAGAAUCAAAUGCAACAGCAACAGCAUAAGAAUGCUUCCAAGGGCGCCCCCGGUGCGGGUAAGAACUCGGGAGGAUCUUCCGGUGCAGGUGGUGAUCGCCGAGAGCGUAGUCAGGGUGCCGAUCACACCAACGAGUUCACUGGGUGGUGUACCCGCGCAUUGACCUCGCUUAACAGCAAUGUUGAUAUUCCCACGUUCGUUGGUUUCCUGCAGGACAUUGAAUCACCGUUCGAGGUGAAGGACUACAUAAGACUCUAUCUUGGCGAAACGAAGGAAUGUGCAGAAUUUGCCAAACAGUUCCUGGAGAGACGCUCCAAGUACAAGAACCAGAUGCGCCAGAAGAACGCCCAUAUUGACGACAUGUGCAAACCGGCCCCGGCCAUCAACCCGUCGUCCAAUGAUUUCCAAGAGAUCAAGAACAAAAACAAAAAGGUGAAGAAAAACAAGAUGACCAAGCUGGACAAUCGUUGUCUGGGCUUCUCGGUGACCGCUGCCCCGGACCGUCUGAAUGUCGGCGAUCGCGACUACGGUGACAAUGCCUAAUCGGGCACGAACACCAAAAGGUAGGCAAUCAAAAAGGGAAACACACAUUUCCGUUGAUCUGAUCUGAUCCCUUACAUAUUAAGAGCGGAACACAACUACAUGCACGUUUGAAAUAGGAGUUUUUUUUUUCAUGCUAGGACACAGUAAUAAAAAGUGCAGUGAGCGCUUUCGAUGAAACAGGAAAGUUAUGAUGAAGUGCUUUCAAUUUGCGUUUUCCCUAAAAUAGGAAAAAAAAAUAAAACAUACAUAAACAAUAGUUUUGGCGUUGCAUAGGACAAACGAAAUAAAUCAUAAACGAACACAUUUAGCCAAGAGAAUAGUAAACAAAAAUAUAUGGAAUUUUAAAAGGACAUACUACACAACAGCAUUGAAAAAAAACAUAUAUUCGGUUUCGGUUUUGCCCAUCCAAACAGGAGGAAUGUCGAGCGACAUACCGCGGUGUAGUGCGAUGUAUAAUAAUAAUAGUGAGAAAAUUAGGAGUCAGUUUUGUCUAUGUUUUCGUUAGUCAUCCUAAUAAUACUUUUCAUUGUAUCACUGUGAAUCGAAUGGACAUGAUUGUAUGGCGUUUUUGAAUUACAAAGCACUUGUUCGGAAUUCAAAUGGCGGCGUUGUUUUUUUUUCGGGUGGUAGACUCAACUGAUAACUCAGGGAUGGUUUCAAUUAUUCUGUCGGCGUUUGACUUGUUUGCCAAAAACUCAUUACAGGAGUAGACACAAAAUCAGCUUAUGGAAUUAGUUAUGGACAAACGAGCCAAAGUCCGACAAAAUGAUUGAAACCAUUCCUGCACAGGAUACGAAGAUCACAAAAUGUCAACGAUACGUUAUCUACACGACAGUUCCUCAAAUCUUCAAUCUGAUUUGUUUAUCUUCCUCACGGAGUGAUUCAGCUCAUUGUACUAGUCAAAAAAAUUGUCGGAUUGUUGUGGUUACUUGUUCGACCCACCGUAGACGUCCGAUUGUUUUGUUAUGGACGAUUCUAUCAGUAAUUGAUAGUUUAAAUACGUUUUCUCCAAUUAUUUACCUUCUGCAUGUUUGAGUUCAAAAUCUUCUUCGAAAUGAGGAUCCUGUAGAUUUAUCAGUGCAUUUUUUUCUUCUGCGUGAUUUUGUGUAAUAAAUCAACGCAUAUGAAAUGUUCAAAACCUCACUUGACCUUAGGAUUAGGAUAAAGAUUGCCUCUCCCAAAGAAGAGACUUUCCCUGCUCUCAUGAUGCGCCCGAGUUCCGUUUACUCGAUCUUUCUAGCAUCAUAGUAUCGAAAAUUUAAGCUAGAAUGAGUUAUCCAGAAGAGGCAAUAUAAUUUAUUUUAAAGUCAGUAAUGCCAUUAAACGGCAAUUGUAGGUCCGUUUUCCACAAUCAAACUUGUUGAUUGUACACCCGUUCAAAUAUGUUGACUCAAGAUCAGCGUCGCUCCUUAUCGAAAGAACUUAUUAGAGAAAGGUCAAAUUUCAAGUUUAUUAAAGUCAAAUAAUUAUAAAUUUAUGCGCAAUCAUCGGUUCGUUUAUAGAUACAUAGAAAACACAUACGUUUGAAGUAGAUCAGAAAACAAAACAAAAAUGAUAUCUUAACUUUAUUUUCUAUUCACAUUAGAUGUGAAUAAAAACAGAUUUUUUUCCCAAAAUAGCAAUAAAAAAUAUUGAUAAUUUUGAUUCACAAAUCAAGUGAAGUAUUGUUAUGUUCAACCAUACAUUCUAUAUUUUGUUUUUGUUUAGACACAAAUUUGACGUUCGUAUAAUUUUGAUCUUAAUACUGUUUGCUAGUGCAGAAAAUUAUGUUCCUCCUUUUAAUUUAUUAGUUUAUUUAUCAUAUAACGUCAAUGUUUUUCAAAAUAUUACAUGGAAAUCAGAAUAUAGUUCAAUUUAAAUCAUGUAUCGUACCCAAAUUAAAAUAUAUAAAACCAAUGAAAUUUAUAACUAUUCGAAUAACAGACAGAAACAAAAAUUCCCGUUUAUUGUCAGCGAAAUGUGUGUUGUCCCGAGUCGAUCCCGCCCAAGGGCGGUCUGUUAAAACAAUUAUAUAUUGUUAGGUAAGCGGAAAUAAAUCAUAGAACCCAGUUCCGAUAAGUUGAUCAAUGCAAAGGCGCAGAGAACUUUCGAAACAAUAAGCUGUUACACACAACAACAUACCUAGUUCUAAAUAGAAACAAUACAAAAAUAAAACACAGUAACAAUCGAAAACAAAAGAUAAACCGGAAGUGAAAAGGAGUACCCACAAACUAGCCAUUCAAUCGCAGCAGCUGCCACUGUCGGGAUGUUCGAUUUUUGCCUAACAAAAUUGACUUAAUUGUUUUCUCCGGAAUCACAGUAAGUUUCGGCUAACUAACGCCACUUUUGCAGAGACCCCAGAAUUUAGUGCUGCCAAACAAGCGGCUUUGCAGAUUUUGUUGUAUCUAAUUUCACAGCAGAAACCGUACAAAAUCGUUGAAACGGGCAUCACUGAUUUAAUCAGAUUUGAAUCGAAUUCGCAGCAGGUUCUGCAGGUCUGUUGAACUGAAGCAAAGUCUUGUCUUUGGAUGAGCAUGCUACAGUAAUCGUCGAGUAAUCGUCUGUUAAUUUCCAUUUUUUUUUAGAACUGCGUUUGUUAACCUUUUUCUUGAGAGGUAACCCCUUCGAACUUUUGCGUUAGUUGAGGUACGCUAUAUUUGUUAGCUGUAAAUGCAAAUAAGCGUAGAUAAAAUAUGUGAAAAAUGGACCUGAAAACUAACAGGAUAUAUGCUGCCGCUAACCGCAAGUCAGUCCCAUAUGUAUAUGGAUGCCACAUACAGACGGGACUGACAUGCGAUUAGUGGGAAUAUGGUUCUCCAUAAAGUUGACUGAAAUUUUAAAUUAGAAGAAUUCCGAGCCUCUUGAAAGGGGGCUUUCGAUCGAUUUAAAAGCCACUUCUAAGCAUCUCUUAAGGACGCCUCUAUGCCUCUCUAAGUACUCUUCCGAGCCAAUAAAAAAACGUUUUGUUUGCCAUCUUCGAAGGAAUUCCUGGAGAAUUUCCGAAGCUAUUUGUGGAGAAAUCUAGAAAUUUAUUCGGGAAAUCAAUUUGGGAUUGGUUUGUAAAUUCUUUUGAGUAUUCCCUCGGAAAUUCUUCAAGAAUUUAUUAAAAAAUUCAAAAUCACUAAGGAUUUUCCAAAGCAAUUCCUGAAGGAACUUCCAAAGGAAUUUCAGGAUUAAUUUUCCAUGGAAUUUCCGAAGGAUUUUUUAAUUAAAUCACUAAAAGAGUGUCCAUAAGAAUGAUAAGUGCAAUUUUCCAAAUUAUUUCUGGGGGAAUUUCCAAGAUAAGUACCCGAAGGUAAUUCCGGAUGAAUUUCAAAAGGAAUUUCCGUAUGGAUUUUUGAGAAAUUUCCGAAAGGAAAUCUAGAGGGAUUUUCGAAAAAAAAGUGUAUAGGGGUUUGUGAAGGAUUUUUUUUUCAAAAGAAUCUCUAAACUAUUCGCGUAGUUUCGGCUUUUCAGUUUGUAUAUUUAAAAAAAAAUAACCGAAAAUUCAAAGCAAUUCCUGAUGAAAUUUCCGAAAGAAUUCCUAAACAAAUUUCAGUAAAAUAUAUGAAGAAAUCUGCAAAGUAUUUUGCUAAGAUAUAUCCGAGGUAUUUUCUGAAGAUAUUUUCGAAGAUGUUCCUAAAGGAAUUUCCAAAGAAAUUCGUAAAGGAAUCGUCUAAUGCAUCUAUAUUGGAAUUUUCGGAACAAUUCUUUGAGAUGUUUUCUAAAGGUUUUGCAAAGAAAUUUUCGAAUCUUGGAGGAAGUUCCGAGGGAAAUUCUGAAGCAAUUCUUAGAGUUCUUUCUUUGGGGGAAUUUCUGAAAUCAGUUUCGAAGGAUUUUCCGAUGGAAUCAAUGGAGGAGUUUACACAGGAAUACCUUGAGGAAUUUCCGAUGCGAUUUCUGAAGGAAUUUUGAGGUGAACUUGCGAAGGAAUUCCUGAAAAAAUUUCUUAAGUAAUUUACGAGAAAAAAUGUUGCCACUAAUAAUUUCUUUCGAAAAGUGUUUUUCGCAAUAUAUACUUGUUUGAAUCGAUUAUCGGCAAAAAUCUAUAUAUGGCACCUCUGGUAAUUAAUGUAAACAACUGGACAAAUCAGGGAAUUUUGUUUUUUAUAGAUGAGUAGACACCAUGAAAUGAAAUGUUUUAUAAGUGAGCAUAAAAGUACAUAUUUCACAAACAUGUGAUGUAUUGAAUUCGAAUGUUGUCAUGGCACAUGAGUUAGGACGGGAUGCAGUGAUAUCUUUUUCAAAUACGUCUAUUUGCUAGGCUCAGACGUGUAUACAACUUUACAGAUCCACGACCUUUAUGAUAUGUUGAAAACCCUUUAUUAUGAUUAUUAUCAGUUAGUAAAAAGGGGAUAUACACCAACGUACUCGUGGUGACUCGAGGUUAGGUUGGGAGGUUAAGGAUGGAGAAAGCUUAGGAUUUGGGAUCAGAGAAUUUCAGCUGCUCAUCCAUGUAUUUGGCCUCAAAGACGGUAUUACGCGGCACCUUGAAGAAAGGGUUCGACUGGGAGUGAUUACAAUUUGUGGGAUCAGAGUGUAAAUUUAUCCCCUGUGUUCGUCUUUUCGAUAUAAUUUUAUUAUUAACCGCCGUACGGUUGAAAGGCGGACCCCGGCGAUAAUUUUAAGUUCAGCUAAGGUACCCCGGGGCAAGUGGGACCUAGAAAACAGGGUGUUCGAGGACAUUAACCACGGAUACAUCUUUUCAUGCUUCCAUUGUUACGAGAUAAACCGGCCAAGGGCUGAAUAUCUCGUUAAUAAAGAUUAUAAUAAUAAUUCCAUUGUUGAAGUGUAGACGUGUUGGUCGCCAUUUAUUCAAUUACAAAACAUAGUGACAUUGGCAGUGACAAGAAUAAAUUUAACUGUAGGACCCACUUACCCCUUCAAAUGGGGGAAGUGGGACCUAUUCUUUAUACUGUCGAACGAAAUUAAUUUGAAGAGUGUUGAUAUAAUGUUCAUUGUUCUAAUUAUUUUUGAGUCGUAGUAUUUUCAGAUCAUGGAUGGAGGUUUAUUGCUUGUCGGACUUUUGUUUUUGCAACAAGAAAGGGAUUAUAAUGUUAGCAGAUAUGAAAACAAGAGUUUACUAUUUAAUUGUUGUCUAAGCUUACUUUCGAACCAAGUGCUUUAGGUGGAAAGGAUAAGAAAAUCUUUGUUCAUUUUUCGUAUGAAUAUUUCUCUAUUAAGAAAACAAAUUAUUACAUAAAACAGUACUUCGAAAGGAACGUUUUUGAUUCAGGCGAUGCGCAGUGCUGUAAAUUUGUAAUAGAACAAAAUUGCCAAUUUAGGUCUUAAGCACUUUAUUUAUCUAGAAAUCUAGAAAUCUGAUACGAAGUUUAAAAACAACAAAACCUGUUGACCUAUUGUAGAAUAAAUAGAUUAUUUGCACUGUAAGCGAUAAAUUUCGUUAUUUUCAUUGUUCUUUUUCACGCGGGAGAUAAUUUUCAUAAUGUAAAAUACAAUUAAUAGACAACUGUACAAUACUUCUUAACAACGAAACCAUCGAUAUCAACUGCAUUUGAUUCAGAUCCAUAUGAUAUUAUGAGUGUCGAAAUUAUUUUUCACUAGGCAACAAUCUAAAACAGGUAAAUUGGCUCUAUUGAAAAUCUCGUUCACAUAUAUCCCACUUGCCCCAUGUAUGUUAAAACUCAGGGGUAAGUGAAAAUUGCAGAUUUUGGCUUUAUUUAAAACUUUUGAAUCGAUUUCCAUGUCACAUAGUUAUUUAAUCGCUCGCUUUCCACAUCAAUGAUGAAUUUAGAAACGACCAUUUUGAUGGAAAUCCAUGAAAUUAAAUUAAAAGUAGUAGCUUUUCCCAGUAGUUUGAAGUGGGGCUACCCCAAAUGGCAUAAUUCCAUUCGGCAUAAGUCCGUUUGGCAUAAUGCCAUUUGGCAUAACGAGUUGAAUAGCCAGGGGCCUUUUGGCAUAAAGACCAUUUGGCAUAACGACCGUUUGGCAUAAUACAGGAAAAUAGUCAUAAUGAUUUUAGGGCCAUUUGGCAUCAUGCACAUUUGGCAUAAAAACUAAAAGAAUUAUAAAAACUGUAGGAAGAAGCUCAAUUUACAUCUGUAUUAUUGCCUUUUUCUGGGCAUAUGCGUAUUUCAAGGAAUGAUUUACUUAUUCUCCUAAUGGGUGGCAACCAAAAAAUGGGAUUAUUGUUCCGUGGUUCAUCGUGCUGCUUCUGAUCCUGCUUAUGAGUUGCUUCGUGGCUUUGGCAUUACAAUCACCUUUGUAUACAAUAGAGCUGAGUAGACCAAAUAAUGCUUUGGCAGUUUUCACAACAUUUUCACGUUUAAAAUGUUCGACCGUGUACUUUUCCCAUGAUCUUUGUUCGCUUGAAAAAUUUACAAAGCGCGCCGCAGUAUUUUUUGUUUCUACGGCAUGUUGUGAGCAGUGUUGGAGUGAAAGUGUGUGUGUGACAAUUCUUAAAGUCAUAUUUCUCUUGCCUUAUUUCGGGUAAAUGCGUACUUUUAAAGAAGGAGUCAUUUACUCUUUUGCUUCAUCCCGGGCAAAUGCGUACCAUGAAAGAAGGAGUCAUCUUCUUUUUUGCUUCAUCCCGGGGAAAUGCAUACUUUUAAAGAAGGAGUCAUCUACUCUUUUGCAUUAUUCCGGGCACAUGCGUACUUUUAAAGAAGGAGUCAUCUUCUUUUUUGCUUUAUUCCGGGCAAAUUCGUACUUUUAAAGAAGGAGUCAUCUACUCUUUUGCAUUAUUCCGGGCACAUGCGUACUUUUAAAGAAGGAGUCAUCUUCUUUUUUGCUUUAUUCCGGGCACAUGCGUACUUUUAAAGAAGGAGUCAUCUACUCUUUUGCAUUAUUCCGGGCACAUGCGUACUUUUAAAGAAGGAGUCAUCUUAUUUUUUGCUUUAUUCCGGGCAAAUGCAUACUUUUAAAGAAGGAUUCAUCUUCUUUUUGCUUCAUCCCGGGCAAAUGCAUACUCGCAAUCGUAAACAAUGCCUUUUCCUGCAAAUUUCUCAACAACUAGGACCGCUUCCAGCUAACAAUCACUUGAAACUGGUGGCGCUCCCUUCUAUUAAACAGAAGUGGAAAAUAUCGCCAAAAGUCUUUAAUCUUCCUGAAAUCAGCAGAAGAAGUCAAUGUUUACGUUUGCGGCUUUCGCCCUUAUGAAAUAACAAUGUCAAUAUAUUCGUACGAUUAACCUUUUUUGUGCCAAAUAAUAGUAUUGCUGAACGGCCCGUUGUAUUUAAUUUAUUUUUCGAGGAUUAUGCCAAAUGGUCAUUAUGCCAAACGGUCGUAAUGCCAAAUGGCCUCGAGGUACUCAACGAAUUAUGCCAAAUGGUCGUUAUGCCAAAUGGCCUUUACACAUUUAAAUCGUUAUGCCAAAUGGCAUUAUGCCAAACGGCCUUAUGACAUUAUGCCAUAUGGGCUUCCCCCGUUUGAAGUCACGAUCAAGUAAUAGCAUUAUUAUGGUGCCGGGGCGCUCCUUAGCCGUGCGGUAAGACGCGUAGGCUACAAAGCAAGACCAUGCUGAGGGUGGCUGGGUUCGAUUCCCGGUGCCGGUCUAGACAAUUUUCGGAUAGGAAAUUGUCUCGACUUCCCUGGGCAUAAAAGUAUCAUCGUGUUAGCCUCAUGAUAUACGAAUGCAAAAAUGGUAACCUGGCUUAGAAACCUCGCAGUUAAGAACUGUGGAAGUGCUUAAUGAACACUAAGCUGCGAGGCGGCUCUGUCCAAGUGUGGGGAUGUAAUGCCAAUAAGAAGAAGAAGAUGGUGCGUGGGGUGAAUUCGUUGAUAGUUGUGCUCUCUUACCAUCCUCUUACCCCGUAUUUUCACUUGCCCGGGGUACCUUACCAUAAAUUCUAUCACUCCCAGUCGGAGAUUUGUGAACAGCUUCGUAAUGAAAUUCAUCUGCGAAGCAGAUUCGAACAGCACUCGGCAUAGAUAGGGAGUGCUGGUCAAGACAACUGCCGGCAAAAGCAGAGUCUGCUUCUCGGUGUCACCAGCCCUGGCAGAAAUAGUGUUCGUUGAAUAGGGGAGGAGAAGACCACCAGAUGUCAUCGAGAAAAAAAUAGAAUCAUUGAAAUUUCACACGGUGUGGUAUAGGAAAUGAAAUAUUUUUUUGUUAUAAAAAAAAUAAAGUUGUUUUUCAAAAAAAAUCUUGGUUUAAGGGGUUAGAAUUUUAAAAGCACACAAAAUAGACAUGAUAUCUCGAUUUAUAUAUAUUUUUUAUCGAAUAGGACCGUUACAAAUAUUUCAUUAACUUUUUGUCCCACUGGUCUCCGAGAGGUCAAGGGGGGGGAUAAUAAAAAAUAAAUAUUAAAAUGAUAAAAAUCAAAAAACUCCUAGGAUUUGUUAAAGAAUGUUUUGAAAAUCCUCAAAAUUAUCCAAAUUUUAUUUUGUUGCCCCCUCAAAUUUUUUUCACUUAUAAUGCGUUUUCCGACUAGGACUCUUCCAUAAAAAAAAAUGUAACAUGUCUUGUUUUGACUUGUUUUACGUAAACCCUAAUUUUUAAAAAUUAUUUGUUUAUUUUUGUUGUUGCCUCGUUGCCUGUUUUCCCGCUUGCCGGACAGUGGCAACUAUAUUGCCACCAAUUUUUCAAUGUUUCUGAACUGUUUAAUGUAUAACAAACCUACAUUUGUGUGUAAUAUCAUGUCAACAUUGUGUCCUAUUGUUCUUUUUGUUAAUUUAUUAUUUAGAUUCGUCUGCUUUAUAAAGGGUUAAAGGCUUCACACUUCUUAAAGUAUUUCUCAACGGGACACUGUUUGUCUUCGUUACGUUAUGUUUGCACCUCCCAUGCAGUAUGGUAGUAAUUGUUGAUCAAAUCUUGAUCUAUGAUAACUGCUUUUCGUGCGACAAGACUAUUUUGCAGGUUGAACCGUUCUAGUACUGGAUCCUCUUAGCGAUAUCGAUUCAUACCCGUGAUAAAUUUUGCUUUGAACGAGCAGGUACUACUCCUCAUAUGAUCUCUCGAAAGUCGGCAAAGAAACUGGCUAUGGUGGAAGUCAAAAAGCAAAGUUAAUUUUUUGAGGUGAUAAUUAUUGUCGACACCUCCCAUUUAAAUAACACUGUCGUCUCACGUGAUAUGUGCUUCGAAUUCGACUAUUAUCGAGUCAUUAAAACUGCAGCAAUUCAGUGAAUUUUUGGUCCAAAGUUUUUCAUGUAGAAUUUUUUAAUUCGUUUGCUAUACCUAUUGUUAGACGCAAUGGAGCAUGAUCUCAUAUAGUGGAUAAGCAUUUUGAAAGGUUUUCAAAAUCAUAAGUCAGUCGUUUUGAUAAUUUAUCCUUAGAUUUGACAAAUAUAAAAUGGAAGAAAUGUAAUUACAUCUAUCAAAGGUAGAUUCAUAUUUUUUCCCUAAGCAAAUCAGUGACUGCUACUUACCUGUACGGUACGGUGAAAUUUUGCAUAGGAAUUUUUUUCGAGGAGAUGAAGCUUUUGAGCACAACCCGUUUUUGAAAUUCGAAAAGUUUACCCGUAAUGCUGGGUAGACACCUUUACGUGGUGUGUUACGGGGUAAGAUCUACCACGGUUACAUUGCCAGCUACAGGCAAAUCCUGACCCAACGAAUACCUUCCUCAUUAUCCAACUCCGUGGUACUUAUGAGGCUGUCGCUAAGUAGGUGGCCUCUCGUUAAGUAAGUACUACAUCAACACUUCCUUCCUCUCCCUAGUUACGGUGAAGAUGGGUGUGGCCAGGAGUAGUAAUCCUCAGGCUUUUGUUAUUUUUGUUUAAGACUGGAAUCAAGGACCACUCCCCUUCUUGAUUUCUGAUAGCAUUCUAGAUAAGGAUCUCAAAAGUAAAACAUGAGUAUCACUAGUGUUCAAUCUACGAAUUACACCGUAACAAUGCUAAUGCUAAUGCUUAAAACCCGUUUUUGAAAUUCGAAAAGACGAUUUUUAUUGGCACCCUACCGUACACAUUUAUCAGCGCGUAUUCCAUUUCUGAAGUCAUGUCAUGUAACAAAAAGGCCUUUUAUCUAUGAGUAAAAAGAAAAUCUAUGAACGAUAAACUUUCAAGAAUCUAAUUCAGAUGUUCAAACUUUACAUGUUAAGAUUACUAAGAACUUCCAUAGUGAUUUUCAUUAUCGAAAACACAUAAUUCUUCCAGUUGCAAAUUGAUUCUUAUUUUUGCAGCUUGUAUACCGUAUUUUUUAGUGAUGUAUGUGAUUUCAAAAAUCAUUCUCCAACAAAAAGACCAAAAACAAUGGCUAUCUUUUGCGGACAGAUAGUGGCAGCAGCAGCUAAGAUCCAAAAUAACAAUAUGAGCUUCCACCACAGAGACCGAAAACAUUGUUGAAGCAACAUGAAGGGCAGAAUUUUGGCGCGUUACACGUUGAAACAUAACUUUUAUGCUGGCACAUUGAUGAUUGAUUGAUUGCUAUUGUUCGUUUUUUUUCAUUGGAUUGGAAAAGAAAUUUAGUAGUCAAGAAUAAAACAUAGACCGAGAGAGGGAAACCUAUUGUUCAAUCCCCCAUCGUGAGGAUAGCUGAUGGAUUAUUCUAUUAUAUUACACAGAAAUAAUUAAACACACUUAUUAAACUUGCUGAUGAUGAUUAUGAUGCUGAUGCUGAUUGCAAAACCCAAUAUUGAUUGAUCGUUUUACUGUAUUUGUUAAAAAAAAUAAUAAAAAAAAUCAACUGAUAAAAAUAUUACCCUUAUUAUACACCGAUCAUUUUCCUUUCUAUUGAAAUGAUGUUUCCUUGAUGGCGUCGGACGCGAUGCGGAAGAAAAGCAGCGCACGGAAGCGCAAUAAAAAACUUGAGAAGUAAAAAAAACAGUAAAAGUAAGAAAAAGAACACACUGUAAUUAAGAGCGAGAACUACAGAGAAGAAGUUAAACUACUACAAGAACAACAACAGAAAAUGAUAAUUUACAUAAUUUCGUAUAUAAAAAAGGAAUAAAAAUUAGAAGUUAUAUAUCCUUGAAAAAAUAAAACAUAA